Molecule: messenger RNA, 1450 nt
Organism: Aquila chrysaetos chrysaetos
Lineage: Eukaryota; Metazoa; Chordata; Aves; Accipitriformes; Accipitridae
Gene: GXYLT2
Product: glucoside xylosyltransferase 2
Exons: 7
Coding region: 87-1355 (422 amino acids)
Biological process (GO): protein O-linked glycosylation via N-acetylgalactosamine
Molecular function (GO): UDP-xylosyltransferase activity
Source: RefSeq, a predicted model, not a curated record
AUGUCGGUGGCGGCGGCGGCGGGCUGAGGGGCGGGCGGGCGGCGUGCCCGGCGCCCUGACCUCCUUCCCCUUCCCCCGCCCCGGCCAUGCGGCUCUCCUGCAAGGUAGCGGCAGCGCUGCUGUGCCUCGGCAGCCUACUGCUGCUCUAUCUGCUGGCGGGCAGCGCCGCCGCCCCCCCGCGCCCGCCGCCCGCGCCCUCCGCGCCCGCCCGACCCGCCGCGCCGCUCGCCCGCCGGCAGCCGCGGCUCAGCCGGAGCCCGCCGCGGAGGAACCCCGCCGGCGGUAAAUUCGCCAACGCCAGGAAGCCUGGAGAACAGAAACAUUCAAAAGAGCCUUCAUCUUUGCAAUGCAUGCAUCUGGCAGUUGUGGCAUGUGGGGACCGGCUGGAAGAGACGCUAAUCAUGCUGAAAUCAGCAGUUCUCUUUAGCAACAGGAGGCUCUGUUUUCACAUUUUUGCUGAGGAUUCCCUUAAGCCUGAAUUUGAGAAGAAGUUAAAGGAAUGGCCCUCCUCAUACACAAAGAAGUUUGAAUACAACAUUUACCCAAUAACCUUCUCAGUAGGAAAUGCUCAGGAAUGGAAAAAGUUAUUCAAACCAUGUGCUGCCCAGCGCCUUUUUCUUCCGGUCAUUUUAAAGGAUGUGGAUUCCCUCCUUUAUGUGGACACCGAUGUUCUCUUCCUGAGGCCCAUUGAUGACAUCUGGCACAUUCUGAAAGAGUUCAACUCAACACAGCUAGCUGCUAUGGCCCCAGAACACGAAAUACCAAAGAUUGGCUGGUAUAGUCGAUUUGCGCGUCACCCUUAUUAUGGGACAACUGGAGUCAAUUCUGGAGUGAUGCUAAUGAAUUUAACACGGAUACGCAACACUCAGUUCAAGAACAGCAUGAUACCAAGUGGUUUGACUUGGGAGGAAAUGUUAUAUCCAUUAUACCAAAAGUACAAAAAUUACAUUACAUGGGGAGACCAGGAUUUGCUAAAUAUAAUUUUUUACUUUAACCCAGAGUGUCUUUAUGUGUUUCCAUGUCAGUGGAACUACCGGCCUGAUCACUGUAUGUACGGAAGCAACUGUAAAGGUGCAGAAGAAGAAGGUGUCUCUAUUCUGCAUGGAAAUAGAGGUGUCUACCAUGACGACAAACAGCCUACAUUCAAGGCACUCUAUGAAGUAAUACGUGAUUUUCCAUUUGAAGACAAUCUCUUCCAGUCUUUGUACUACCCUCUGCAGUCUAAGUUUCUGGAUACAGUGCACACUUUAUGUGGGAGAAUUCCACAAGUAUUUUUGAAGCAAAUUGAGAAAACUAUGAAGAAGGUGUAUGAAAAUCGUGUCAUUGUCUACUUGGGUGCCAACCACAGAUACUAAAUGUAGCUAUAUUUUUACGCAGAGUUUUUAAUUCUUGCAUACCUUCUCAUGAAGCAUAUAAAUGAAGAGUAUGAACUCCUUUAUUGAAACUCAGA